CACGUUAGCAAUUUCCUCUCACGCGUCGAUCGUCUCAGCCGCAAUCUACGUCAGUCGCUAUACACCGGCGCCGCGCACGCACGCUUUCGAGAGACGCGAGUGUAAUUUGACGAUUCCUUCACCGGAACCUGUAUGUCAAAUUCAAGUGAAGUGCUCUUAAAUUUUAUUCGUAAUAACUUUUUAUACCAUUGGAUGUUUUUCACAACUUUUGAUAAUGAUUUGAAAAAGCUAGAAUGAACAUCGUGCGUGUACUCAGUGCCCCGUGUAAUACAAAAUGUACAGUGUUGUGAUCUGAACGUCCACCAUGAUGAGUGCGAAAGUUUUUGCGGUGUUAACGUUGGCGAUUUUGGCGGGAAACGCUUCAUGUUGCAACUUCUAUCCUGCUGGCGAAUAUUUGAAGUUCGUGAGGAUACCGGAGAAUCUUAAUGUGGGCGAUGAAGUUUUGAAGGUAGAAGUGCAUCCAAGAAAGAACCUCAGCUUACAGCCAGUAGACAAAGAAGAGGAUGCUCAUCUCUUCACCUACCGCGACUUGAAUCGAACCCACGUCUCUGUCGUACUGGCGCAGACUGUGGACUCACUGGUGGACAGCGACACGCCACAGAACGUGGUCAAGUUCCGUCUGGGAUGUGACUUCGAUUCCGGAGACGAUCUCAUUUCAGCGUACCUGUCAGUGACUGUUUACAUCGAGGAUGUGAAUGACAACCCGCCAAGGUUCCUGGACACUCCAUACAGGAUCACUGUGGAUGAACUCACUCCUACGGGACUGACAAUCUUCAAGGGGAUCCACGCGUUUGACCGCGAUAAGCCCAACACGCCAAACUCUGAUAUCCAGUACAGCAUCACAAGCGGUGACCCAGAAGGUCAUUUUGCAUUAGAAAGCUCCCACAAACCAGGGCUGGUGUUAAGAAAGGCUUUGGACUAUGACGCGGGAGACAAGGAGUUCACUGUUACUAUUACUGCAUCGGACCGUGGUUCACCACCUCGAAGCAGCAAUGCCACAAUUCACAUCACAGUACAAGACAACGAUGACCUCCCUCCGAAGUUUACGUUGGAUGCCUACAAGACCCAGAUACCUGAGUUCUAUCCAAUACUGGGUAAGCGAAUCCACAAAGAGCUGAUAUUCUCGGAACCUAUUCACGCGUACGACCAAGAUUUAGGUGUCUCGGCAGCCAUACGGUAUGAGCUGGUCGCUGGAAAUGAUCGGAAACUGUUUUCAUUAGAUCAACUUAACGGUAGCGUGUUCCUUGAAAAAGAAAUAGAUCUGGACACAGAAGUCGGACUGCCAGGAAACACGUUUGUUCUACAAAUUCAAGCGGCGCAAGUAGAUAAUCCUUUGAAAACGGCCCAAGCUCGUGUGGAGGUGGAAAUAAUAGACCUGAACGAUAACUUGCCUGAAUUCGAAGUGGACUUUUAUAAUAUCAGCAUUGUUGAAAACUUGCCUAACGGUUUCAGUGUACUACAAGUUAUGGCAACUGAUAGAGAUCAGGAGGAUAAUGGAGAGUUUAUAUACCAACUAAAUGACCCUGAAGGUGCUUUUUCAAUAGACCCAAGAUCUGGUUGGUUAACUGUUAGGAACCAGACAGUAUUAGACAGAGAGCAACACGCAUCAUUACGUAUGAAAGUAUAUGCAAAAGAAAAGAAUCCAAGCGUGGUAGGAACUUUCUUGGAUAAACAACGAUUAUCGAAAUGGCAUCGGUCUCCAUCUACGUUAAGACCGCCAUAUAGAGAAAAAACCACUUACAUAUUUCCUGAUAAAAUAGGCGCUAAGACUGAUAAUAUCGAAUACUUUGAAGAUGUUCAUCAACUUAUGUCAUUUGUUAUCGUGGAAGUUACGUUACUCGACGCCAAUGAUAACAAUCCUGUUUUCGUACCCAGUAACCUAUAUGAGUUUGCCAUAAAAGGCAACUCUAAAGUUGGCACUUUUAUUGGCAAAGUGAAGGCCGUUGAUCCUGAUUUAGGAAGAAAUGGUAUAGUGUUAUAUGAUUUACAACGUACAAGCAACUUAACCAUCACAUCUCCAUUUCAAAUUGAUGCUAAAACUGGUGCAAUAAGUGUAGCAGAAUCUCCAAUAGCAGAAGGCAGGCAUGCACUUUUUAUAGAAGCUUCAGAUCAACCAGCUAAUCCUAGUGAAAGAAGAUACUCGUUAGCUGUAGUAACUAUCGACGUGACAAGAGUAGUGAAAGGGAAUAGACCAGACAAACCUGACUUUCUUGGGGCACCAUACGAAUUUUGGGUUGGGUCAAAUGUUGGAAUUGGAACUAGUGUCGGUCAAAUACGAAUAAAUGAUGCAAUGAACAAAAAAGAAGUUACAUAUGACUUAUUACACGGUUAUGAAGAAGGAGUGCCAUUUGCAGUUGAAGAAAAAUCUGGAGUUAUCACAGUAAUAGAUGAAUUAACUAAUUUCGAACGACCACUAUAUGAUUUUGAAGCAGUAGCGAUGCAAGAGAGUACUAAUUUAUCCAUUUCCACAAAUACAACAAUUCACGUUGUUGAUGUCAAUGAUGAGAGAGGUGUCCUUUUGAAGGGCGCACAAUCACCACUUGUAUUUCGUGUAAAAGAGAAUGUAGCAGGUGCAACUAUUGGACAAAUUUUUCAUGUUAACAUAAGUUCCUUACCUAUCAACAGUACAGGAAAUAUUCACUUUAUAAUCGCAAACAAACAAGACGUGAGUGACGACAUCGCCAUAGGCCAAGAUGGUACAAUUUUUACACAAAAACCUUUAGACAGAGAAAAAAGGGAGACAUACAGUAUUACAGUCAUUGCUGAGUUUAACAAAGGCAUGAUAUCUGGUGCCGGUAUUUAUCAAGUCACCGUGAAUGUGGAUGACGAUAAUGACAAUCCACCAGUAUUUGAAAUGCCAUCAUACGAAGGAUCUAUACGCGAAAACGCAAAAAAGGGAACGGAAGUAAGAAUGAAUAACAAAAUAAAAGCAGUGGAUGCUGAUAUAGGUCAAAACGCUCUGUUCAAAUUCACAUUAUUUGGUGAUGGUCAUGAGCUAUUUAACGUUAAUGAAAACUCCGGACAAGUAACCUUUAUUGGAGAUAAAUUAGAUCGUGAAGAAAGGUCCGUUUAUAUUUUAAAUAUAGUGGCAAGAGAUAAAGGUGGCUUGAGUUCUGAAGCUAAAGUAACUUUAACAGUGAUAGACGAAAAUGACAAUAAGCCAAUUUACAGUCAAAUUAUUAUUCCCCUCGGAGAAAAUGUAGAACUCAUUGAAGCCGAUGAAAACAAUAAAAUUAAGAUUUAUCAGGAAAGAAAAAAUGAUUUAACUGGUCUUACGUAUAAUAGUGAAGUAAGACCUAAGAAUAACUUUGCGUCAAAUGUAAGUAAAUUGGGUCCUUUGUUUUUGUUACCAGAAAAUAUUGCUAUAGGUUCCACAGUACUUAAAUUACAUGCGAUUGAUAUGGACAGUGGAAACAAUGGCCAAAUUAGAUAUGAAUUUAUAUCAGAAGUAUUCACUCCUCCCAAUACGUUCACAGCGAACAUUACGCAACUUAAAAGAUACUUUGUUAUUAACGAGAGACAUGGGCAUAUUAUAGUAGCCAGAACAUUACCACCAGAAUCAGAAUUCAGACUCAAUGUAUCUGCAAUAGACGGCGGUGAAUUGAGCGAUCAUAUUUCUAUAAGACUCUUUGUAAUUGACGUCAAUGACCAUUAUCCAAUGUUUAAAAAGUCUUGGUAUACUUUUGAUGUAGAAGAAGCACAGUAUUCAAGGAGAGUACUUGGAAAAGUUGAUGCUACAGAUGCAGAUUUUGGACCAAAUGCAAACUUGACAUACUUUAUUCAACCUUCAAGUAAUGACAUACCAUUUGAAAUUUCACCUCUUACUGGUGUCUUUAGUGUAAAUGGUGAACUCGAUAGGGAAAAAGAGGACAAGUAUAUUCUUACUAUAGUGGCAAAGGAUAACGGUCAAGAAAAGAAGUUGUCUUCAUCAGUGAGCGUAGAAAUUCAAGUUUUAGAUGUCAAUGAUAAUUCACCUAAGUUUAUUGGAUAUGAUGAUAUUUUCGAAUGGAAACAUCCCGAAGCCAAUGCAAUGUCCAACCAUAACUUUGAAUCAGUUUCUGUGAUACCUAUUUAUAAAGCAACGCUGCCAGAAAAUGCUCCUGUAGGGACUAUAGUAACUAAAAUUUAUGCAAAUGACUCAGAUUUUAUUGGAAAUGGAAAUGGUCUGAUUUUGUAUAGCUUACCACAACGGAAGAACCAAAUAAAUCUUUUUGCUAUUGAUUCAAAAGAAGGCAUUAUAACAACGACAGGAAAAUUAGAUUUUGAAACUCAAAAUCAGCAUAACGUGACUAUCAUAGCUUCAGAUCUAGGUUCACCAAGUUUGAGUUCAACAGCAAUGCUUAUGUUGACAAUAACAGAUGUUCCUGAUGAAGUAGAAGUGUCAGAUAAACCUGUUUUUAUUUCUCGUUAUUAUGAAAUGGAAAUUGAAGAAAAUGUUCGGCCACCUGUAGAAUUAAUUACACUUAAUUUAACAGAGCACUAUGAGGCUUUCAAGAUGAAAUAUUUUAUUUUGAAUGAUAACGAUACUAUUAUAAGAAGAACAUUUAUGAUUGAUCCAAAAAAUGGAACUCUUUACCUAACUAGGAGUCCCGAUAGGGAAAUAAGGGACAUGUAUGAAGUGAUUAUACGUGCCGAAAGACAAAAAAUCAGCAGAGAACUUCCGCAUAUGAUUUAUCCUGUCUCAGAUGAAGUAUUAGAAGGGAUGACUAAGUAUGAUGUUAAAACAAUAGUAAGAAUAAAAGAUGUUAAUGAUAAUGCCCCUAAGUUCUCAAAUGGUGGAAGACCUUUAGUUACAGCCAUACCAACGACUGCACCGUUUGGUUAUCAAGUCAUGCAGUUACAUGCUACAGAUGCCGAUGCUGGUAUCAACGCUGAUAUUCGUUACCAGAUUAUUAAUGAACAAGCACCUAGGUUUGCCAUUGAUCCCGUUACAGGCCGCGUUAGAGUCGUAGCUUCUUUACUCAGAGACUCGGGAAGAGUUUUUGGGUUUGAUGUCAAGGCAACAGACAAACGAGGCGCUGACGAUGGCAAGUCAGCUAUUGCCAAUGUUUUUGUCUAUGUGCUGGAUGAGAACAAACAACUAGUUUUAGUUGUUGGAGCCAAACCAAUGGAAGUUGAAAGGGAAAUAGGUAAUAUUACCCGGUACUUAACUACCAUGACGGGCUUCGACAUUAGAGUGAGACGUCUAGAAGCCAACAUGAAAGCUUCAAUGGAUGGAUAUGCGACCGACAUUUACCUGUACGCCGUGGAUCCAAUGUCGAACGCCAUCAUCGAUAUGGAAGUCUUACAAAAAUCCCUUCUCAAAAGGGAGAUAGAUCUCCGCCACGACCUCACCGGAUUCAAGGUCUUGGAGGUGGGAGACACAGCCAUGGUCCAGGCUCGCAGCGGCAAACUUCUGAACACUAUGGAGAUCAGCGUAGUGGCACUGGGAUGCAUCGUCUUCGUUGGAGCGUGUACCACUGCCAUCUGUGUCCUUUGUGUUAAAAGAAGCAGACGAAAACGUCACAAACCAUAUCCCCAGCAACGUCUUAACGCUUUCUCCACUGAGCACUUAACUAAAUACGGAGGUCUCUUCCCGUCAGGCGGGAAUCAGUGCCAAGAGUUGAAUCAGUCUUACAGCGAAGCAGACUCUUACAUUGACGUCAUUAACCAUAACAUGUCUAAGAAGAUUUGCCCUCAUGGUAACACUGUGGAGGAGUUUGGGAAAGCCCAUCAGAAAUGCGUAAAGGGCCAGUUCGAUCAUAACUCUGACUUCAGUCAGAAGCAUGAGAGAAUGUGCAUCAAAUUUAACCAGCGUCCGUUGAAAAAGAGGAAGGGGCAAGACACGUCGAUAACUUCAGUGAAUUCCAGUGGCCAGGACUCUGGGAUAGCGGAAGCGCGGUGUCCCUGUGGUCAAUCCAGCGUCCAUACAUCGGAGGAAAGCAGCGGAUGCAGUUAUGAAGAUUCUCUCAAGUCGAAUCACAACCAGGAGUCUCGUAAGUCGUACCGAGACGCCGACCAAACAUUUCACCGUCGAGCAUCGUUCGGCCACCAGCCCUUAGAUUCACGCCAUCUACACUACCGACGGCAAUCGUUCUCAGAAAAUAUGCAACGACACUUCCCAGCUUUCGAGAAGCCUAAUUCCAGUAGACUGAUGAGACAAAUAUCAUCACCGAACGUUUCUAACACAGGGCAACCGUAUUUUGUUAACAGCAAGAAGAUUAUGAGAAAGAAUGAAGUCGUUAAUGAACCUAUGAUCGAUUAUGAUCAUAGUGAAAACGAAGAUGUGUUUGACACUAGGAUGGAUAGAAGACCUAGUGGGAAAAACCAUAAAAGAAAAAGUUUUAUGGAAUUAGGUGGACAAGCAGCCGUCUUUGUUGCAACUCCAGCAGCUGCAGAGAUCAUGAGACGGCAAGGAAGUGAAAGACUUAUGUUUGCUAGACCUUUAUAGUAAAGAACCAAAAUAAGGAACAAAAGAAGUAAGUGAUAGUGAAUUUGCAUAAGCACGACGUGACAAUAAUUUGACUUGUGAAGGGACAUAGAAUACUCAAUUUGAGACCAAUCGAAAUUGGUUACCAAUAAUUAUAAUGUAAUUGUGAUAACAUUAUUACAACAGAUACUCCUAAAGAACAUAGUGCAAUUUGACAAUGACUGUUUUUAUUUUUCUAAUGUUGUAUAAUAUUUUGUAAAUAUAAGUUAUCUGUAGAUAUUAGUUCAUAUGAAUAAUGUUUACUGCUGUACUUAUGCCUGUUUCACUUUUGUCAAUUGUUUUUCUAUUUGGUACUACAUCACGUCCAAAGUUUUGUCGUUAUACUAAGUGUGCCAUUUAGAGAUGUUUGCGUAAUAAAGACUCUUAUGAUGUUUGGUAAAUAAAACCACCUUUAUUAUUAUUGCUAAUUUAUGUGAUAUAAGAUUUGUAUCUUUGUAAAUAUUUUUAAGUUUUAAGAAAUAAUUGAAAG
Messenger RNA from Chilo suppressalis (striped riceborer), 6938 nucleotides. NCBI's taxonomy places the organism in Eukaryota, Metazoa, Arthropoda, Insecta, Lepidoptera, Crambidae. The record is from the annotation of a GenBank genome assembly.